Acinonyx jubatus (cheetah) is the source of this 1587-nucleotide messenger RNA. Its product is annotated as rhox homeobox family member 1-like. The transcript is spliced from 3 exons. Lineage: Eukaryota; Metazoa; Chordata; Mammalia; Carnivora; Felidae. Bases 839 to 1453 code for a protein of 204 amino acids. The record is from RefSeq and is a predicted model, not a curated record. Gene Ontology annotation, biological process: regulation of transcription by RNA polymerase II. Gene Ontology annotation, molecular function: DNA-binding transcription factor activity, RNA polymerase II-specific; RNA polymerase II transcription regulatory region sequence-specific DNA binding.
GGGGACGGCUGAGCUUGUAUAGGGGACAUGCUACCGCAGAUGCGCGAGUGGAGGACCACCGAGGAUGCAUACUUUGCUGUGGCCUCCUAAGCCAGCAAAAUGCAAGAGUUCUCGGUGCACUAAGCCCUGGGCUGGGGGGUCUACACUUGCACUCCGAUGGGGCGUCAUUACUAAAAAUCCGGAGUACUUGAACUUUCUCAUCGGGCACAUUGGAUUUCCUGUAGAGUGCAUCUUACCCAGAAUGUUCUACAAAUCCGGCCCCAACAUCCGACUCUCGGCACCCGGGAAACAUGGUGGGCUCUGCUUUCUGUGUCCUUGCAGAAACUCGGUUCCUCAUUUCACUUUACUUAUUAGCCUGGCGUGUGUGCAGGUUGCUAAAUAUAGAGGGCUGGACCAUGAGACUUUCUCAAAACGUUUCCCAAAGGGCUCCUGUAGGUAGUGAGAAGUCUUGAACCCCCAUCUCUCCCCGUCCCUGAUUUGCCCCCCAAAUCAGGUCGCAUAAUCCGGUACCAUCCCGUCCUCAGACCACUCUGCUCAACAGGGGCGUGGUAAACCGAACUUUCAAUUAGAGACCCGAUUGUGCACAAACCCAAGCUCCCGCCUUGCCCCACACAGCCCUUAUUUUUUGGCCACGCCCCAGACACUUGCGUGUCGAAGCAAGUCCCACCCACCUCAGUUGGCGGAAAGGGAAAGCCAAUAGCAAUCGUCUAAAGGGGAUCACGUACGCGUCGAACUUGCGCCAAACCUUUGAACUGGUACGAGGCGCCAAAAGAGGCCAGCUCUGGUCUCGAUCACCACAGGGUGGGCGGAGGCGGUGGCCGUCCACCCCACCACAGCCAUGGAGCCUCUGCCCAGCGGCGACUACUGUGACCUGGGUGCAUACUGUGACCCCGACUACUACUGGCUGGGGAUGCAAGAAGUGGAAGUCAGAUCUGAACCUGUGCAGGACGCGGCCCCAGACGCCAAAGAAGACGGCCACAUUGAUGACGGCAGUCUAGUCCCCGUGGGCAACAAUAACCCCCAGGGCGGUGUCAGCUAUGCCAACUCUGGAGGCGACAUCAACCGUGAAGGCGUGGCGAACCGUGACGGCGAAGGGAACCACGAGGCCAGCGGUGUCGUCCAGGCGCUGGGGCAGCAGCACGCUGAAGGGCCACCCCAAGUGGCAGCCGCUGGGGCUCGUCAGCCCCACGGCAGGCAGCAGGGAGCCCCGCGCUCUAAGUUCACGGCAUUUCAGGUGCGGGAGCUGGAAAGCGUUUUCCAGCGCACUCAAUACCCUGACGUGGCCACAAGAAGAGAACUUGCAAGCUGCAUGAAUGUGACCGAAACCAGAGUGCAGGUUUGGUUUAAGAACAGGAGAGCCAAGCUCAGGAGAGAUGAGAGGGCAUCAAUGCCCACAACUACUCCACCUACUAACCUGGAACACCUGGUCAUCCUAAUGCUGGACGGGCCCUAGAAUGUCGCUCUCGUUCAGAAGCCAGAUUGGAGAUGGGUUCUUCCGGUGCCACUGACACCCGGGCCGCCUUGUUGCCCCUGCCACCCUUUUCUCCUCCGCAGUUGUGUUAUCAAUAAAGAGAAAAUUUUUCUGUG